Messenger RNA from Mandrillus leucophaeus (drill), 2597 nucleotides. RefSeq names its product centrosomal protein 55kDa (gene CEP55). The record is from RefSeq and is a predicted model, not a curated record. Bases 251 to 1657 code for a protein of 468 amino acids. Gene Ontology annotation, biological process: mitotic cytokinesis; regulation of phosphatidylinositol 3-kinase/protein kinase B signal transduction. The transcript is spliced from 9 exons. Lineage: Eukaryota; Metazoa; Chordata; Mammalia; Primates; Cercopithecidae.
CUAGAUGGCCCAAGGGAGGCGACCGCGGAGGGUGGCGAGGGGCGGCCAGGACCCGCAGCCCCGGGGCCGGGCCGGUUCAGACCGCCAGGGAGGGCAGGUCAGUGGGCAGAUCGCGUCCACGGGAUUCAAUCUGUGCCCGCCCUGAUAACAGUCCUUUUCCCUGGCGCUCACUUUGUGGCUAGCACCCGGCUGGGCGCCUCAAGACCAUUCUCUCUUGAUCGCUCCUUUGGACUUGGCGACCAUUUCAGAGAUGUCUUCCAGAAGUCCCAAAGAUUUAAUUAAAAGUAAGUGGGGAUCGAAGCCUAGUAACUCCAAAUCCGAAACUACAUUAGAAAAAUUAAAGGGAGAAAUUGCGCAUUUAAAGACAUCGGUGGAUGAAAUCACAAGUGGGAAAGGAAAGCUGACUGAUAAAGAGAGACACAGACUUGUGGAGAAAAUUCGAGUCCUUGAGGCUGAGAAGGAGAAGAAUGCUUAUCAACUCACAGAGAAGGACAAAGAAAUACAGCGACUCAGAGACCAACUGAAGGCCAGAUAUAGUACUACCGCAUUGCUUGAACAGCUGGAAGAGACAACGAAAGAAGGUGAAAGGAGGGAGCAGGUAUUGAAAGCCUUAUCUGAAGAGAAAGAUGUAUUGAAACAACAGUUGUCUGCUGCAACCUCACGAAUUGCUGAACUUGAAAGCAAAACCAGUGCACUUCGUUUAUCACAGCAACUAAAUUUAAGUCUGAUCCUAGGUUUCUCAUUUUGUUUUUGUAUUUUACUGUUGAUUUUCUUUCAUCUUCCCAUUAAGGCUCUGGAGAAAAAUCAGCAGUGGCUCGUAUAUGAUCAGCAGCGGGAAGUCUAUGUAAAAGGACUUUUAGCAAAAAUCUUUGAGUUGGAAAAGAAAACGGAAACAGCUGCUCAUUCACUCCCACAGCAGACAAAAAAGCCUGAAUCAGAAGGUUAUCUUCAAGAAGAGAAGCAGAAAUGUUACAACGAUCUCUUGGCAAGUGCAAAAAAAGAUCUUGAGGUUGAACGACAAACCAUUACUCAACUGAGUUUUGAGCUGAGUGAAUUUCGAAGAAAAUAUGAAGAAACCCAAAAAGAAGUUCACGAUUUAAAUCAGCUGUUGUAUUCACAAAGAAAGGCAGAUGUGCAACAUCUGGAAGAUGAUAGGCAUAAAACAGAGAAGAUACAGAGACUCAGGGAAGAGAAUGAUAUUGCUAGGGGAAAACUUGAAGAAGAGAAGAAGAGAUCCGAAGAGCUCUUAUCUCAGGUCCAGCUUCUUUACACAACUCUGCUAAAGCAGCAAGAAGAACAAACAAGGGUAGCUCUGUUGGAACAACAGAUGCAGGCAUGUACUUUAGACUUUGAAAAUGAAAAACUCGACCGUCAACAUAUGCAGCAUCAAUUGCAUAUAAUUCUUAAGGAGCUCCGAAAAGCAAGAAAUCAAAUAACACAGUUGGAAUCCUUGAAACAGCUUCAUGAGUUUGCCAUCACAGAGCCGUUAGUCACUUUCCAAGGAGAGACUGAAAAGAGAGAAAAAGUUGCCGCCUCGCCAAAAAGUCCCACUGCUGCACUCAAUGAAAGCCUGGUGGAAUGUCCCAAGUGCAAUAUACAGUAUCCAGCCACCGAGCAUCGCGAUCUGCUUGUCCAUGUGGAGUACUGUUCAAAGUAGCAAAAUAAGUAUUUGUUUUUAUAUCAAAAGAUUCAAUACUGUAUUUUCUGUUAGCUUGUGGGCAUUUUGAAUUAUAUAUUUCACAUUUUGCAUAAAACUGCCUAUCUACCUUUGACACCCUGGCAUGCUAGUGAAUCAUGUACCUUUUAGGCUGCUGUGCAUUUUUCUUGGCAGUGAUACCUCCCUGACAUGGUUCAUCAUCAGGCUGCAAUGACAGAAUGUGGUGAGCAGCAUCUACUGAGACUACUAACAUUUUGCACUGUUAAAAUACUUGGUGAGGAAAAGAUAGCUCAGGUUAUUGCUAAUGGGUUAAUGCACCAGCAAGCAAAAUAUCUUAUGUUUUGAGGAUUUUGAAAAAUCAAAGAUAAUUAACCAAGGAUCUUAACUGUGUUAGCAUUUUUUAUCCAAGCACUUAGAAAACCUACAAUCCCAAUUUUGAUGUCCAUUGUUAAGAGGUGGUGAUAGAUACUAUUUUUUCUCAUAUUGUAGAGCGGUUACUAGAAAAAGUCGGGGAUUUUCUUGAUCUUUGUUGCUGCUUACCAUUGAAACUAAACCCAGCUGUGUUCCCCAACUCUGUUCUGCGCACAAAACAGGAUCUGUUUGAGGCAUACUCUUAAGCAGCCACACACAAUGUUUUCUGUCAUACUAUCUGGCACUAACUGUAACUUGAAUUACAUUGGCACAUGCUGGUUAGCUAAAAUUGUUAAAAUAAAUUUUAAUAAACCCAUCUAGGCCUCUCAUUUGAUGUACCGUAUUUUAUUUAUUUUUGGCAUUCUUAAAGCUGGGCAAUGUAAUGAUCAGAUCUUUGUUUAUCUGAAUAGAUAUCUUUAUACAUGCUAUUUGUAAACCAAAAACUUUUAAAUUUCUUCAGGUUUUCUAACAUGCUUACCACUGGGCUACUGUAAAUGAGAAAAGAAUAAAAUUAUUUAAUGUUUCAAUA